Molecule: messenger RNA, 838 nt
Organism: Ictidomys tridecemlineatus (thirteen-lined ground squirrel)
Lineage: Eukaryota; Metazoa; Chordata; Mammalia; Rodentia; Sciuridae
Source: RefSeq, a predicted model, not a curated record
GCCACACUGCCAGCUCCGAAGUGCUAAACAGGUGUGUGUAGACAGCCUCAGGAAGACUCAACCCAGGUGGACUUUGUGAAAAUCCAUUUCUAUACCAUUUUUCACCAUCUGUCUCCUUACCCUAAAGUUCCUUUAUGUAGCUCGAAAUGCCAAAGACUGUAUGGUUUCCUACUACCAUUUCCAGAGGAUGAAUCAAGUGCUACCCGACCCUGGAACCUGGGAAGAGUAUUUUGAAACCUUCAUUGAUGGAAAAGUGGGUUGGGGCUCCUGGUUUGACCAUGUGAAAGGAUGGUGGCAGAAGAAAGACACACACCAGGUUCUCUUCCUCUUCUACGAGGACAUAAAGAAGGACCCAAAACAUGAGAUUCAGAAAGUGGCACAGUUCAUGGGAAAGAGCUUGGAUGAAACGGUGCUGGAUAAAAUUGUCCAAGAGACAUCAUUUGAGAAAAUGAAGGAGAAUCCCAUGACAAAUCGUUCUACAGUUCCCAAAUCCAUCCUGGACCAGUCCAUUUCCCCCUUCAUGAGAAAAGGAACUGUGGGGGAUUGGAAAAACCACUUCACUGUGGCCCAGAAUGAAAAGUUUGAUGAAAUAUAUAGGGAGAAGAUGAAAGGAGUCACUAUAAACUUCUGCAUGGAACUCUGAGGAGGUAGUAAAUAAAAAGUUGGAAGACAAGAACACAAACGCUGUCUUCAAUCCUCAGCCACAGCCAGAUGCAUCUCUGAAAGCACAUUGGAAAUGUUUAUGAUUGUGGUACAAACCAUCUCUGUAAUUAUGAACCAUAUGUCACAGCUUUGCAAAAAGGAUCAUGUCUAAUGCCUAUUUUCUCCUCUAUUUUUU